This is a messenger RNA of Ictalurus furcatus (blue catfish), 2201 nucleotides long. RefSeq names its product tudor domain-containing 6-like. NCBI's taxonomy places the organism in Eukaryota, Metazoa, Chordata, Actinopteri, Siluriformes, Ictaluridae. The transcript has 6 exons. The coding region runs from base 58 to 1257 and encodes 399 amino acids. The record is from RefSeq and is a predicted model, not a curated record.
CAACACCAGAAACAGACCUCUUCUCAACUCAUACAUUUUCUAAGAAUAAGUAGAAAAAUGGAACAGUUGAGUUUCGCAGGCUUUGAGGAAGGGGCGUUUGUGUUAACGCAACAAUUGAAAAGCAGAACUGUAACAAAUAGGGAUCCGGAGUUCAUACAAUUACCAAGUAUACACGAGAAGCCGAUGGUUUCUGAGACGGACUAUUCUGUACCCGUCUUCAAAGUAAAAAACAUCAGCGCAGGGUCUGUGACCUACAGAUGUAUGAUUUUUACAAACUCUGAGUUGUGGGAUAUUGGGGAUAUUUCCACAGAGGUGGAAAAUUCCUUGCAAGUUUCAGUAGCCGAUGAACGUUUGUCUUUUGCUGACCACGAUGACUCCCGUAUCCUGAAUCCAUUUACUCCGAGCUUCUGUAUUUCAUGCAAUGAAUCAAUGACUUCAGAACAAAUGAAGCACCAGUGUGGCAUGGAAGCGGUGACCAACAGGUCAAUGGAUGGACAAGAGGCAGCAGUAAGAAUACCUGAAUUUAAGAUUAAGAAAUUUGAAGAGAUGCCUGUUGUUGUCACCCAUGUUGUCAGCCCAGGGAACUUCUGUAUCCAGCAUAAGGAAAACAACCUACAGGAACUGUCUGAUAUUAUGGCAAAGAAAAACAAUAGGUCCUAUGCUGAAAUAAACUGCAUCCCAGAUAUCGGCGCUUACGUAAUGGGAUGGAGCACUGAGCAAGAGUUGUGGUGCCGUGCCCAGGUGACCAAGAUAUGUGGAAUGAAGAAGGGAAGUAGUCCCUUGUCCAGCAGACAUGAAGGCAUGAAAAACAUUGGAGUGGAGAUCAGGAGAAUUGACUAUGGAGAUUCUACUUGCCUUUCACUUUGGAAUAUCAAGGAGCUUUGUGGAGAAGUUGCUAAAAUACCAGCACAAGCGCUACAAGUCUGUCUAGCGGAUGUGAAACCAGUGAAUGGUGAGAGCUGGUCCACUGAAGCAGUCAGUUGGUUUAAAGACACCGUGAAUAAGAGGACACUGUAUGCUAGGUUCUAUCCAGAGGGAAGCAGAGUUCUCGUGGAGCUCUUUAUGGAGAAGGGGAAAAUUGGUGCUAUGAGGAGAAGUUCUUGUCUGUCUUUGAGACUGGCUCAAAAUGGUCAUGCCAGGCAUGAGCGAAAGAGCAGCAUGCAUCUGAAAAGAAGUUACGCCCACGAGCAAUCAAGAAAACGCUCAGCGGAAUGGGAGAAGUAUCUGAUUUCCUGUUACGCUCAGAACAGAAAGUGACACAUCUUGUGAUAUAAGGACGACAGUUAAGACAUUCUUGCUUUUCAUCAGUGAAUAACUUGUUACAGGUUUGUAAGAGAAAUUGACGUUUAACUCGACGAAGAGCCUGAAGGUUGUUCCUUGUCUUUUACUUUUAAAGAUGUUUAUUCUCUUAAUACAUUAGAUUUUUUUUUUUUUUUGUCAGUGUUCCCAUCAAUUAAUACUGUUGAGUUGUAAUACUUCUAUUACGUCGGGCAUGUGGUAAUGCCAAAGGCUUUUGACGGCCUGGUUCGACUCGUUUGUGAUCACAGAGAAUGUUUUAACUGACAGAAACGAGUGCGUUUGGACAUUGCAAAUUGUAUGUGUAGAAAUGGUUAUUUAACCAGAACGAUGUUCGCGGCAGAUUGGUCGUAGUGCUGUGUGUUUGUGUUAGUGUUUUGUGUAUGAUUCUGAUUUGUGUUCGUAAUUUUCUGCAAAUUAAAACAAUGGCUUAAAACACGCACAUUAAAAUGACACUUUUUUUUUUUUCCUUGCAAAUGUUAAAUCCAUUUUGUUUUCUUUACUCAGUUGAACAAAUCAAGACCUUACUGUAACCGAGCCAGCCGGGUAUCAUGCUGCUGUUAGAAUAACCUUAAACUGAAGAUCAGCCCAAAGUCAUCUUGCUAAUUUUAUUAAUCCUGCAUAUGUAAUCUAUAGAACUCAAAUACUUUGGUAUUUUAAAAUGAUCCUAAAUGCUAAGGUUCCAGUAAAGGGAAAUCAUUAAGCUACAGAAUACAAAGACAUUUUAGUUAAUUGUGUUUUUGCAAAUGUUGUGUCAACAGUUUGGGGAAUAUGGCCCACAUAUGGGUCUGAUGAUUAGGUGUCCACAUAUAUUUGGCCUUAUAGAGUAUGUUUCCUCAGUGGCAUGUGUCGCGACAUCCUUUUUACGAGUCAGAGUGCUCAUGGGUAUUUGUGGCUAUGGCAUU